Arachis duranensis is the source of this 2737-nucleotide messenger RNA. RefSeq names its product probable anion transporter 5. Bases 306 to 1613 code for a protein of 435 amino acids. The transcript is spliced from 2 exons. NCBI's taxonomy places the organism in Eukaryota, Viridiplantae, Streptophyta, Magnoliopsida, Fabales, Fabaceae. The record is from RefSeq and is a predicted model, not a curated record. Gene Ontology annotation, molecular function: transmembrane transporter activity. Gene Ontology annotation, biological process: transmembrane transport.
ACCCGAAUUAUAGGCAGUUGCCAGGCUGGUCACAUAUUCUGUGAGAUUUAGAUUUCAACUUCUUUAUUCAUUUCCCGUCUUUGUCAGUACUCACUACUACCCACCCCAAAACGGCAGUCAUGUGCUGCCGUUUUACCUUCCCCAUCACUCCUUAACCGUCACCAGCACCACCAACAACCAACCUCACUUCAGCUUCUCUUCUUUUCUCAGCUCCCUCAGUCAAUGCACAAUAUUAUGCUCAAACGACGACGUCGUGUCACCAAGCACCACCAUCACCAUCACCACCACCACUACCACCAACGAAAAUGACCAAAAAGCCCUUCCUCUUCAUCCCCGUCCGCUACCUCAUCGUCUUCCUCACAUUCAUCUGCACCUCCGUCUGCUACAUCGAGCGCGUUGGCUUCUCCAUCGCCUACACCGUCGCCGCCGACGCCGCCGCCGUCACACAAUCCUCCAAAGGCUCCAUCCUCUCCACCUUCUACUACGGCUACGCCUGCUCCCAGGUCCCCGGCGGCUACGCCGCACAGAAGAUCGGCGGCCGCCGCGUCCUCCUCCUAUCGUUCCUCCUCUGGUCCCUCACCUGCUUCCUCGUCCCCUUAGAUCCAAACCGCGUAACCGUUCUCGUCGUCGCACGGUUACUCGUCGGCGUCGCGCAAGGGUUUAUAUUCCCUUCAAUCCACACCGUUCUUGCGCAGUGGGUCCCACCUCAUGAGAGAUCCAGAUCCGUUUCUCUAACUACCUCAGGCAUGUACCUUGGUGCAGCUUUAGGUAUGCUACUCCUCCCGAGCCUCGUUAAAUUCAAGGGUCCGCAAUCUGUUUUCGUUGCCGAAGCUGCUCUCGGCGCGGUUUGGUCUUUGCUUUGGUUUAAAUACUCGUCCGAUCCUAAAGCCACCGCUUCCGGUGCCGGCGAACAGCUGCUUCCGACGAACAAGAAAAUUGACGCGCGAAAACCUGCGCCGAAGACCGUUACGAUCCCUUGGGUGAAGAUCAUGACGAAUUUGCCUGUUUGGGCUAUUGUUGUUAACAAUUUCACAUUUCAUUAUGCUUUGUAUGUGUUGAUGAAUUGGCUUCCUACUUACUUCGAAUUAGGGCUUCAGCUUAGCCUCCAUGAUAUGGGUUCAUCAAAGAUGAUGCCUUAUUUGAACAUGUUCUUGUUCUCCAAUAUCGGAGGCGUUGUCGCGGAUUAUCUGAUUACUAGGAGGAUUAUGUCAGUUACCAGGACAAGGAAAUUCUUGAAUACUAUGGGGUUUGUGGUGGCGUCGCUCGCUUUGGCUGUGAUUCCGAGUUUUAGAACUUCUGGUGGUGCUGUGUUCUGUUCCUCCGUGGCGCUUGGGUUCUUGGCGUUGGGGAGGGCGGGGUUUGCUGUGAACCAUAUGGAUAUUGCACCGAGGUAUGCUGGCAUUGUGAUGGGAGUUUCCAACACUGCUGGCACGCUGGCUGGCAUUGUUGGAGUUGACUUGACUGGCAAGCUUCUCGAGGCUGCGAAGGUUGCAGAUGCUGAUCUGUCAAGUCCUGAGAGCUGGAAGGCUGUCUUCUUCAUUCCUGGUUUGUUGUGCCUGUUUAGUUCCUUGAUAUUUUUGCUGUUCUCAACAGGGGAGAGGAUUUUUGAUUGAGGUUUUAGGCCUGGACUGAAUCGUUGUUACUUUGAUUAUCAUUAUGAUAAUGAUGAGAAGGAGGAUUGAAUGGCUUAUAUGCUUUAUUAUUUGUUUGCGGGGAUUUUAUUUUCAUUAUAUCACCGCAUUGUAUCAUUCAUUAUUUGGAAAAAAAAAGGGGGGGUGAUCUUGUACCAAAACUUAGUAGCAUUAACUCUUAAACACAGUGUUGAUCAUAGCUUUCAGAUUUUGGAUUUUUUUAUAUUGUCUCUCCAGAGUUGUACCAUUGCUACUUAGUAAAGGCUAUAGCUUAGAUCAGAAUGUAUCUGGAAAAUAAUGAUUUUUAUGUGUUACGUUAAGCAAACUUGGAUGAAACCCGUCUCCUAGUAAGGAUUAUUAUGCAUAUUUUAUUCCACGUCUGGACACAGAUUUUGUUGUUGGAUGGCUUUUCUAAUCUCUAGGUUUUAUUGAAUAGAAUUACUCACACCCACUCACUAAAUUUGCUCAUUGAUUAAUUAUCAAUUUACUAUAUAUUAAGAUUACUGGUAAGAAAUUAGCAGAGCAUACAUUUGACAGUCCAGGGGUUGGACUUGGAAGAGUAAUCGGCAUUUCAAGAGCUGUCAACCAAGGUGAAAAUUGGAAAAAGGAAAUAAGAAAUUGUUGCUGAAUGUGGCUAUAAAGUGUGUUGUGUACCAAGAAGGAAGCAAUGAAAGGAGGACUGGGAUGUGUAAUUUGAAUGAGGCUGCUACUUUGGGCAGAGAUGAUGCUCUUAAAGACUGGGCAUAGAAGAAUGGCAUUCCUUCCGCACAGAGACCUUUAAGGCUUUAACUGUGGUUUUCCCUAAAAUGAGUAAAUGUUUGUUGAUGCUUGUGGUGGUGAUAAUGAGCUCAUGGAGAUGUUGACAUAUAGCAUGCCGUAAUAAGAUGAUGGCGACUUCAACAUCAAUGCAUUUGUUGAUGCUACUGUACUGACUGCAAUAAUCUCGUGGAAGGUGAGGAUAAUUAGAUUUAGAACGAUGACGACUUCUUUCAUUCCCCAAUUAAAAUGAUGAUGAUUGUAUACAGUGUGGUUGUCAAUUGUUUGUGCUAUUUAGUAAUGCACCUUAGUAAUUAAUAUGACCUUCCAUCAUUUGCAGUUUUCUGUUA